AUGGCUAUCAUCAUAUCGGCUUUCCCUAAUGCUGCACUUUACUAUGUUGUCUAUGCAGUUCCUCCUCUGCUCCUACUUUACCUUUCACUCAAUUAUUUCUACAAUUCGCUACACACCUUUCCUGGCCCUUUCUGGGCACACCUGACCGAUAUUUGGCGAUAUAUUGAUGUCAAGGGUCGACGUCCUGAGCUUACACACAUAGCUUUGCAUCGCAAGUAUGGCGAUAUCGUGCGCCUUGGGCCACGCACUUUGUCCUUCGCGGGCCCAAAGGCAACGAAGGUGAUCUACGGUCUAAACAAAGGAUUCACCAAGUCCGAGUUUUACCCAGUACAAAUGACCGUUUCUAAAGGCGAGCCAUUGCCAUCGCUGUUCUCUACUCUGGAUGAGAGCUUCCAUGCGAAUCUCCGCCGUUCUGUCAACCAUGCGUUCUCAAUGAGUUCGUUGGUACAGUAUGAACCAAUGGUCGAUGAGACAACGGAAAUUUUCCUCGAUCAAACGGACCGACUCUUUGCUGAUGGAGCCACAGUGUGCGAUUUCGCACGAUGGCUGCAAUUCUUUGCCUUUGAUGUUAUUGGAAGCAUCACGUAUAGCAAACGCCACGGGUUUAUCGAAAAAAACGAAGACAUUGAUGGCAUCGUCAGUUCGCUGGCAAAUAUCUUCGAUUAUUCUGCCCCUGUUGGUCAGAUGCCAUGGCUAGAUAAGCUAUUUUGGAAGAAUCCAAUAUUUGAUCUCCUUCAAAAAUUGGGUUUAUCAGAUAAUUCGCAUCCUGUGGCCAUCUUCGCAAAGCACCGCAUGGAAGAACGCAUGUCAGCAAAAGUUGCUGUAACAGGGCCGGGAUCAAAGGAUGAUCUUCUCACCAUGUUCCUCAAGGCGGGUGAAGCCCGUCCAGAUUUCAUGACGAACAAACGAAUCCUUACCAUGGCCGUCUCUAUGGCCUUUGCCGGGUCUGAAACAACCGCCAUCAGCAUUGCAGCUGUGUUCUACUAUUUGCUCAAGAACCCAGAGUGCCUAAUACAGAUUAGGCAAGAGCUGGAUGCUGCCGUGGACAACGGGACGAUCGUGAACCGCCCAACAGGACUUGUCUCAUGGGCAGAGUCGCGGCAGCUGCCUUAUCUCGAUGCCUGCAUAAAGGAAGCUUUCCGUAUGCAUCCCGCUGCAGGACUUCCUCUGGAACGUGUUGUUCCUGCGUCGGGGGUGGAGAUCUCGGGACAUUUCAUUCGCGGCGGAACAAUCGUUGGCUGCAGCCCUUGGGUUAUUCAUCGCCGGACAGACAUCUUUGGUCCAGAUGCCGACAUAUACAACCCCGAUAGAUGGAUUACUAGUCCGCGGGAUCAAUUAAAGGUUAUGGAUGGAAUGAUGCUCCAGUUUGGUGCCGGUUCGAGGACCUGCAUUGGGAAGAAUAUCUCUCUAAUGGAGAUUUAUAAAAUUAUACCUAGCUUUUUGCGGAGGUUUGAGGUACAACUGGCACAUCCUGAGCAAGAAUGGAAACUGUGGAAUGCAUGGUUUGUACGUCAACACAACUUCAAGACGAUUUUCACCCCGAAAGAGAUUAUAGUAUAA
Messenger RNA from Penicillium samsonianum, 1560 nucleotides. Its product is annotated as cytochrome P450. The transcript is spliced from 3 exons. Bases 1 to 1560 code for a protein of 519 amino acids. The record is from RefSeq and is a predicted model, not a curated record. Gene Ontology annotation, molecular function: iron ion binding; heme binding; monooxygenase activity. Lineage: Eukaryota; Fungi; Ascomycota; Eurotiomycetes; Eurotiales; Aspergillaceae.